GUCCCUCCCAGUCCCUCCCAGUCCCUCCCAGUUCCCAGCCCGGGUUAUAAACCCCGCUGUGACCCCUGGGGUUGUUUGUUCCCGUCCAUGGCUCUGUCCCCACACCCCGCGGUGGCCCUGGUGGCCUUGGUGGCCUUGGUGGCCCUGGUGGCCCCCCCGGCGUGGGGGUGGCACCGGGAGGCGCCGACGGCGACGCUGACGGUGACAAACGGGGGACAGUGGGGACAGUGGGGACACCCCGAGUUCUGCCCCCCCAGGAGCUUCGCCAGCGGCUUCCAGCUCAAGGUGGAGCCCCACAAGGGAUUUUUCGGUGACGACACGGCGCUGAACGGCGUCCGGCUGCUCUGCGGCACCGCCGGGGAGGUCACCUCCAGCGUGGGACCCCGCGGCGUCUGGAGCCACCCAGAGUCGUGUCCCACCGGCCAACGCCUGGUGGCCUUCCGUCUUCGCGUGGAGCCACCACGCGGCCUCUGGGACGACACGGCCGCCAACGCGGUGGCCGCCAUCUGCUCGGGGGGGUCCUUGCUGGAAGGUCCAGGUGGUCCUCAGGGCACUUGGGGCAACUGGAGCGUCCCUUGUCCGCCCGGCGCCGGCGUUUGUGGCCUCCGGACGCGGUUGGAGCCGCCUCAACGUGGUGGAGAUGACACAGGACUCAACGAUCUGGAGCUCUACUGCUGCGGCUGAGACGGCGCCGGGGGGCGACUUGGGGGUCCUUGGGUCACCUUUGGGGUUCCUUGGGUCAUCUUGAGGUUCCUUGAGGUUCCUUUGGGUUUUUU
Taeniopygia guttata (zebra finch) is the source of this 776-nucleotide messenger RNA. Lineage: Eukaryota; Metazoa; Chordata; Aves; Passeriformes; Estrildidae. The record is from RefSeq and is a predicted model, not a curated record.